AUGGCGAAGAAUCAUAUGGUACAGAAGGGAGAAUCAAAUAUUGCUGUGAAUGCAAGAGCAUUGCUAGGCGUGAAUCCAUUUACUCUUGAAAUUAAGGCCCUGGAUGGCCCUUACGACAGCGCACCUGUCUCUGCUCCAUUCCACGGACAAUUACCGAAAGUCUCAGGCGACAAUCUGAAGCUCUACACUGGAGGCUGUUGUUGUGGUGCCGUAACUCUAGCCGUGAAGCUCAAACCUAUGUCAGAGGUGGAGAUCAAGGAAGAUAACUGCAGUAUCUGCCAAAGGAAUGCCAAUAUCUGCAUUUACUCUCACCGAGACAGUGUCUCGAUUCACGGAUCUGAGAACACAUCAGAAUACCUCUUUCAGCGCAAGUUUAAUGGCCAUUGUUUCUGCCGAGUGUGUGGUGUGCAAUUAUACAUGAAAUUACACGGGCCACCCAAGGCCGUUGUGGACAAUUUGCCAGCAGAAAAACAGAAAAUGGUGCAAGAGAUGCUUGCAAUUGUACCGAUCAGACUCGCCGUUCUGGAUGGUGUCGAGUGGUCUGAAUGCCAUAUCAAGAGGUCUGAUGAAGGCACAGCAGGAUACGCGGUCUAA
Messenger RNA from Penicillium longicatenatum, 594 nucleotides. RefSeq names its product GFA family protein. Gene Ontology annotation, molecular function: carbon-sulfur lyase activity. Lineage: Eukaryota; Fungi; Ascomycota; Eurotiomycetes; Eurotiales; Aspergillaceae. The record is from RefSeq and is a predicted model, not a curated record. The transcript is spliced from 4 exons. The coding region runs from base 1 to 594 and encodes 197 amino acids.